Molecule: messenger RNA, 996 nt
Organism: Suillus bovinus
Lineage: Eukaryota; Fungi; Basidiomycota; Agaricomycetes; Boletales; Suillaceae
Exons: 3
Coding region: 1-996 (331 amino acids)
Source: RefSeq, a predicted model, not a curated record
AUGAACUUGAGGUCUACGAAGUUGACUGUUGACAGGUGCACUCCUCGCGACCGUUUCGCGACCCGCUUCACGAGAGUCACCCAGAUAUCUUUUCCAACAUCUAUUAGGAAAAGCAUAGACGAUUCAUGCAUUGACUUUCCCCUUACUCCUCCAUUCUACUCACCCACCGGGGAGUCUUUUUCUCGCCCUCGAGCGACCUCGGACGCGUUCAGGGGAUUAGAAGUUCAAAUUUCCAACACUUCCUUUGCACACGCAUUCCCUGAAUACCGUUACGACCAUCCUGAUCCGCCACGCUCACCGACGCCGAUCGAUUUUUUCCACCCGUCGAGUCCGCCUACGCCACCUCCCAAAGACUUCCCCGUAUCUACUUCCAACAAGCUAAAAGGCCUCACACUCACGCAGGGUUCCUCGAGUCCUAUUGUCGUCGAUCCUGUGUCCGUAACCACAGGGCCAGCGGGACUUGAACAAUCUUUAUGGACUUUUGACAGCUCGUUACGCGAGGUGGAUUUUGACGUCACCUGUCUUGGCGCACUAGACGAACAGCUUUUGUAUGCUCCAAAGGACUGUUUCUUGGACAUCUGCUGGGCAGAAGCUGUAUACGAUGACGAGGACCAGCUGUCGGUGUUACAGACAGAGCCGGCGGAGAAGCCAUGGUUGUGGCAGUCACAGACGGAAAGGGGAACCGAUUCAGAAGAAUCAGAACGGAGGGGUCCCUAUCCCAUUGUAACGGAGGUGGAGCGCAAAGUUUCGUUCGUUUCUUCCCCCGAUUCAUACACGCCACGUUCUCCUCAGCGUAUGAUGAUUGCAGAGUCUGAGUCACGCAUGUUGUACCAAAACGCGAAUCACUCGGUGCAUUUCUUCCCUGUGCCGCAGCAACGCGACUCCCGCCGCAAACAUACGGCCCAAGACCAGCCUGAUACUCCUUCCGGGAAGCGCAAGCUCUUCUUGGGCGCAUACGGCACUCUCACAGGGCGGCGGCGUACUACUUCCAAUUAG